Komagataella phaffii GS115 is the source of this 582-nucleotide messenger RNA. RefSeq lists its product as uncharacterized. Bases 1 to 582 code for a protein of 193 amino acids. NCBI's taxonomy places the organism in Eukaryota, Fungi, Ascomycota, Pichiomycetes, Pichiales, Pichiaceae. The transcript has a single exon. The record is from RefSeq and is a predicted model, not a curated record.
AUGAACGAGGAUUCGACCCUACACUUUACGCCGCCUUUGAAGCCGGUGAGCAGAGCAAACUCAAUGGACCCUAUCCCACAACCAGUAAAAGUCCCCGUGGAGGAUUUUUUUAUCCCACCACCGGGGCUAGUGCGGAGGUCAACAUCAAAUUACAAGAACGAGAUGUCCAAGGCAAAGCUUCGCAGGCAAGGAAGCGCAGGAUCCAAGGAAGAGGAGAAAGCAAUAUUUGACCACAUGUCGCCUCAAAAUCUCAAAAGAAGGUGCUCCACCGAGCUGAACAGUGCGCUCCCAAAUAUGGACCCAAGCUCAACCACAAUUGCAGAGCGCAAUGGGGUUGAGUUUACAGGUCAUACAAAGAAUAAUUCUCUGUUGGAUCAGGUUAAGGAAAAGGGAGAACACAUGUACAAUAAAAUUCACGACAAAUGGGAAAACCGAUUUGAAUUUGGAUUGAAGAGUUGCGAUGAGUCUUCCGCAUCUGUCAACGCACCCAAUUCAGAUGAAGAAGAAGAUCCGUUGACCUCAAGGAAGGGCAGUUUUGAUUUUAACGAGUAUAAGGGAGUAAUGUACAAAAAGGGGAAAUAA